AUGAUUCGCACAGUAAAACCUCGUAAUGCACGCUCAAAACGUGCGCUCGACGACCGCGAAGCAAAGCUUGUUGAGAACCAAAAGAAGACCUUGUUCCUCUCUGGUACAACCACUAGCGAGCUGAGCAGACAGGCUCUUGGAGAUCUUCACGCACUCAAGAAGCCCCAUGCCAUCAAGUUCACUAAGAAAAAUGCAGUCCACCCAUUCGAGGAUGCUGCUCCCCUUGAGUUCUUUUCUACCAAGAACGACGCCUCUUUUCUCGUCCUUGCUACACACUCAAAGAAGCGACCCCACAACCUUACAUUCGCACGCACAUUCGACCACAAGAUCCUGGACAUGAUCGAGUUCGGUAUCGAGGAAUCUAGCUUCCGCCCUCUCGAGUCUUUCAAGAACGCCAAGUUCGCCAUUGGAAUGAAGCCCAUGAUCUCAUUCAGUGGGAGUUUGUUCGACUCUGCGCCAAACUACAAACUCGUCAAAUCUAUGUUCCUCGACUUUUUCAGAGGUGAAACAGUAAAAGCAAUUGAUGUUGAAGGGCUGCAGUACAUCGUCAGUAUUGCGGUUAGUGAGCCAACGGAUCUGGUUCCUAGCCCGCCAGUACAUAUUAGGGUGCAUAUGAUCAAGACGAAGAAGAGUGGACAGAAGUUGCCGAGGGUGGAAGUGGAAGAGAUUGGGCCCAGAAUAGACUUUAGGAUUAGGAGAAUCCAGGAACCGGAUGAAGCUAUGAUGAAGGAGGCACUUAAGAAGCCUAGACAGCUUGAGGCGAGAUCGAAGAGGAAUAUCGAGACAGACAUAAUCGGAGACAAGCUCGGACGUAUCCACACCGGAAAGCAAGACUUGAACAAGAUGCAGUCAAGAAAGAUGAAAGGGAUGGUAUACUUACUUAAUGGAGUUCAUGAGUCUGUGGUCAUAAAAGUGUACAUUUAA
Messenger RNA from Morchella importuna, 924 nucleotides. RefSeq lists its product as uncharacterized. The transcript has 5 exons. Gene Ontology annotation, cellular component: nucleolus. Gene Ontology annotation, biological process: maturation of LSU-rRNA from tricistronic rRNA transcript (SSU-rRNA, 5.8S rRNA, LSU-rRNA); ribosomal large subunit assembly. The coding region runs from base 1 to 924 and encodes 307 amino acids. The record is from RefSeq and is a predicted model, not a curated record. Gene Ontology annotation, molecular function: rRNA binding. Lineage: Eukaryota; Fungi; Ascomycota; Pezizomycetes; Pezizales; Morchellaceae.